Messenger RNA from Chroicocephalus ridibundus (black-headed gull), 5851 nucleotides. RefSeq names its product retinitis pigmentosa GTPase regulator (gene RPGR). The transcript has 14 exons. NCBI's taxonomy places the organism in Eukaryota, Metazoa, Chordata, Aves, Charadriiformes, Laridae. Bases 16 to 4323 code for a protein of 1435 amino acids. The record is from RefSeq and is a predicted model, not a curated record.
CAGGGGAACCUCAAGAUGGCGGGGCGAGAAGACCAGGCCCCCGCUGACAGCCCCCCCCCCCCGCCGGCCGCCAGGCGGCGCUCCCCGCCGCGCCCGCCAGCCCCCCGGCCAGCCCCGGUCCCUGCGCCGGCCUCCUCGUCGUGCGCUGCGCCGCUCCCCGCCGCUUCUCUAUGGCCGUUGCCCGUGGCAGGGCCUCUGUUUACUUCCGGCAGCCCAGCGCCGCGCUGCAUGGGGCGUGGGGGCGGCCGCCCGGCGCUAGCUGCCAUGGCCGAGCCCGCCGAGGAGGAGGAGCUGCCGGUGCCCGAAUCAGGUGCUGUUUUCACAUUUGGAAAAAGCAAAUUUGCUGAAGAUAUUCCUAGCAAGUUCUGGUUCAAAAAUGACAAGCCUGUACUUAUAUCAUGUGGAGAUGAACAUACUGCUAUUGUUACAGGGAAUGGUAAACUAUACGUGUUUGGCAGUAACAACUGGGGCCAAUUAGGACUAGGAUCAAAGAACACUGUCAGCAAACCAACAUGUGUUAAAGCUUUAAAACCAGAAAAAACGAAACUUGCUGUUUGUGGAAGAAACCACACUUUAGUUUACACAGAAAAAGGAAAUGUGUAUGCUGCUGGAGGUAACAGUGAAGGUCAGUUGGGUUUAGGUGACACAGAGGAAAGGACGACAUUUCAUUUAAUUAGUUUUUUUACCAACCAGCACAAGAUCAAACAGCUAGCAGCUGGAUCAUACACCUCAGCAGCAGUAACUGAGGAUGGGCAGCUUUUUGUGUGGGGUGACAAUUCAGAAGGUCAGAUUGGCUUGGCUGAUAAAGCCUGUGUCAGUGUCCCUUGUGAAGUGGAUGUUGGAAAACCUGUUUCCUCUGUAUCCUGUGGAUAUUAUCACUCUGCCUUGAUAACAGGAGAUGGUGAGCUCUAUACUUUUGGAGAACCUGAGAAUGGGAAACUGGGAUUAUUGCCUGAACAGCUGAAGAACAAUAGAGUCCCACAGCCUGUACUGGGAAUUAUGGAAAAGGUGAAUAAGGUUGCUUGUGGUGGAGAACACACAGUGGUGCUAACAGAGACAGAUGUAUAUACUUUUGGACUUGGACAGUAUGGGCAGCUGGGCCACGGUACUUUAAUUUUUGAAACUUCAGUACCAAAGUCUGUGAAACACUUGAGGAGGCAUAAAAUAUGUCACAUUACAUGUGGGGAAAAUCAUACUGCUGUCAUUGCAGAGAAUGGCCUCAUGUUUACUUUUGGAGAUGGGCGACAUGGCAAGUUAGGACUUGGAGAAGAGAAUUUUACAAAUCAGUUUGAUCCCACUCUAUGUUAUAAUUUCUUGAGGUUCACAGUCCUUUUGGUUGCUUGUGGUGGUUGUCACAUGCUAGUUUUUGCUGCUCCAAGACCUAAAGGAUCUGAAGAAACACUCUUAGACGAUUUAUAUGAGAGCCGUUUGACUGCUACUAUAUCUAAAAUGAGCGGAGACCCACUACUAACAAACACUUUACAACUAACAUCGGCACGAAUGCGACGUCGAGAGAGGGAGAAGUCACCAGAACAGUUUAUUCGAAUGGCACGAACUCUUCCUCCACUGGGAGAACGGUUCUUAAACUCUUCAUUGCCUGUGACUAGCAACACUAGCCCACUCUGGUUUUCUGCACCAAGUCUUCCUAAAGCUGAACCUGUGAAAAGAGACCAUGAAAAAGAAAAGAAUCAUCAAAAAGAGAAACCUGGUGAAGGCUCUGCAGAAGAAGAUUCAGAUAAUGAAAAUAACGACAGAAACCUUGGAGAUACAACUGACAUCCUAAAUAUGACACAUGCAAUGAAAUUGAAUCCCAGUGACCAGUCCUUAAAAUUAUCACCACUCCAAAAACAAAAGAAGAACAAUAAAAAUGUGAAACUGAAAAGAGAUGGUAAGGGUGGGCUGAAAAACAAGGAUUCUGAUUUCAUGAAGGAGGCCUCAAAAGACACUGGCUCUUUACAAAAGCAGUCUUCCCUUUCAGAAUCACUGGCACAAGAUUUAGAAAAAAGUGGUGCCUUUGCAGGGAAGCCUGUGGCCAAAAAAAAUACAAUGAAAGGUAAACCUGAGCAUGCACAAAGUGUUAGUACUUUGAAAAGUGGUGUUCGACAAACUGCUAGAUUAGUGAAAAGGGAAAAAGAAAAUGUGGAAAAUCCUGAAUUUGUCAGAGAGGAAGUAACUUAUAAUCGCCCCACUGAAAAACAAAUUCUGACUGAAAAACCAAGUUCUUCCAACAAAACCUCAAAAACUGUUAAAUCUAAGCAAUCCCUUAAAAUAGAUGUACUUCCAUCUGCAUCUAGGGAUCGGCCCCAGUCUGAUUCAUUAAUUGUACAAAAAUACAAUCCUAUUACAAAGCAAGGAAGUCAAGAAGCAGUAGAGAGUCGAAACAAAAUAAAGGAUGUUGUUGAGAAAUCUGAUAAACGUGAAAGAAUCUGUGUCAGAGAAGAAAGUAGUGAAGAGCAUAGGGGUUUUAAAAGAAAGGAUCAAUUUUUAAAACAAAUAGCCUUAACUAUGUCACCAUCUUCAUCUGAGGAAAGUAGUAACGAUCUUGCAAAAUACGUACAUAAGAGUAGGGAAAAAGAAGAGGAGUACUAUGAAAACAGAGGGAUCCAGAAGGCAAUGAAAACAGUAGAAAAUGUGAAAGAUUUGGACUUAGAAAAAGACGACAGUGAGAUUGAGGAGAUACAAGCUACAAAUAAUGAGAAAGAAUAUGUAGAAGAGGCUGAAAUAAAAAAUCUGAAUGAGGAGGAAACGAACUCUGAAACUAAAUCUGAUGAAGACAGGCAGUUAGAAACUAAGAAUGAGGAGGAAUCUAACCAAGAGCGGGAGAGUGAGGGCAGUGAAAAGGGUGAAAGUGAAAAAGAAAAACUAGAUGAAACAGUUGACAGUGAAGGUGAACUAGAGGAGGAGGAAGAAGGGAGCAAGGUUAAAAAAGACAGAGAUGAAGUUUCAGUAGAAAGAGAGGAAGAUGAAGAGGGAAAAGAUAAUGAGGAAGAAAAUGAAAGAGAGAAAUCACAGGCUGAAAGAGACAGUGAGAAUGAGGGUGCAGAAAAGACUGAAGAGAUUAAUCAGGAAGAAGGCAAAGAGCAAGAAGACGAGGAAGGCAGGCUGAGGGAGGAAGAAGAAAUGCUGAGUGAGGGAGAAGAGGAGGAUAUGGAAGAGUAUGCGAAAGAGGAAGACACUGAAAAAGAAAAGAAAGAACAGGUUAAAAGCGAGGGAAGAGAUGAGAGUGAGGAAGGAGGUGAAGAUACAGAGGGGGAGGAAGAAAAAGAGGUGGAGGCAGAAGAGGAAGGAGAAGAUGAAAAAGAAAAUGAAGAAGAAAAAGAAAGGGAGAAUGAAAAAGACAAAGAGGGUGAAGAGGAGGAGUUAGAAGGAUCAUUGGCAGGGAGGGAAGAAGAAGAGUUGUCUGAAGAAGAACAGGAAGAGGAAAAUGUGAAUAGGAGGACUAAGGAGGUGGGAGAGGAUGGAGUGGAAGAAGAAGGAGAAGAGGGGGAGGAUGAAGUGGAAGAGGAAAGAGAAGAGGAGGAGGAAGAGGAAGGAGCAGAGGCAGAAGCAAAAGGGGAGGAGGGGGAAGAAGAUGAAAAGAAGGAGGAAGAGGAGUGGGAAAAUGAAGAGGAAGGUGGAGAAGAAGAAGAAGAAGAUGAAGAAGAGGGAGAAGGGGUGGAAGAAGAUGAGGGAGAAGGGGAGGAAGAAGAAGAGGGAGUAGAAGAAGGAGAGGGAGAAGAGGGAGUGGAGAAAGAAGAGGGAGAGGAAGGAGAGGGAGGGGAGGAAGAAGAGGGAGAGGAAGAAGAGGGAGGGGAGGAAGAAGAGGGGGAGGAAGAAGAGGGAGAGGAAGAAGAGGGAGGGGAGGAAGAAGAGGGAGAGGAAGAAGAGGGAGGGGAGGAAGAGGGAGGGGAGGAAGAAGAGGGAGAGGAGGAAGAGGGAGGGGAGGAAGAAGAAGGAGGGGAGGAAGAGGGAGAAGUGGAAGAGGGAGGAGAGGAAGAAGAAGGUGAAGAAGAAGAAGGGGAAGAGGGAGAGGAGGAACAAGAAGGGGAACAGGGAGAGGGGAAAGAAGAGGAGGAAGGGGAUGUGGGAGAGGAGGAAGAAGAGGAUGAGGGCGAGGAGGAAGAAGGAGAGGAAGAGGAAAAAGCAAAAGGUAAAAGAAAAAAUGAUAGUAAUAAGCUUCCACAAAAGAAAAGCAAAACCAGGAAGUCGGGGAAGACGGAAAGUACUGCUUUACCAAACAGCUCUAAACAAAAAAUGAAGUCCAAACAGCAUGUAGCAAACGGUUUACAUAAUUCAGAACAAUUUUGGAACAAUGUGCUACCUCAUUAUUUAACACUAAAGUAGCAGGAACUACUGGACAUGCAGUAAGCCUAUUCAGGAAACUCUGGAACUAUGUCAGAUUGAUUUUUAUAACUUACAGUUUUUUUUAAUGUAGUCAAAAUAUAUUAUUAUGCAUAUAUUUAAGUGCCAAUUUCUUGAAAAGGACUGAAGAAAAUGUUUAGAUUUGGGAAGCUUUAUGAGAGAAAUCAUAUAAAUUGUUGAUAGAGUCAUUUACACAAUCAUCUUUAUCACGUAUGACACAGAUUUUAAAAAAUAAUUGCUGAGGAGGCAAAAUGCGUUUGCCUCUUAAUUAAAUUAUAAUGUCAUGCUGACAACAUGAAUUAUACAUUGUAACAGUGUAACCUUCUUUGCCUUUGCAUCAGAUUUCCUAAGGUAAUGCUUUCAUUUUAGUUCCGGGAUAGCUUGCUUGUUAAUGUGCCUUAUACAAAAGAAGUGUCAGUAAUACUAUCAUCAAAGAUACAUAUUUUUAAAUUUUGGUAUCACUCUGUAUUCCCCCUGCUUUCCUUAUGCUCAUAUAUUGGUAAAAUUUUUGAGUACUCAGGGUAAAUUAAAGAAAGGACAAGCUGCCAAAUUUGCCUGGCAAUACAAGCCUGGGUAAAUGGUGGCCUGGGCUUUUUUGAAGGCCUUAAGGUUGAUUUCUUAUUUUGAUGUCAGCACAAAAUUAUGUGCAAAAAGACAAAUAAAAGUCUCAGAAUCUGCCCUAGAUUACAUUAGAGUAAGAAUGCAUCUGUUUAGGCAUAAUUUUUGACUAUCACAUUUGGUGAUUAGAUGUAAUUAAGAAUUUGAAAAUACACACCUGUAAAACAUUAUUUAGUUGUGUAUACUGUGCAAUAAACAAAAGAUUCAGUAUCUACCAACAAAAGACUAAAUUACAUUAGUCAUCUAAGAUUCUCGAGGAGGGGAAUAUACUUCGUUGCGGUGUGAAGUGUAUGUUUUCAGGAUAAGGGCCUAAGCUUCUCUUUGUUCGAGGAGGUUUGUGUUUUGCCCUCCCAAAAAUCACUUCUGUGGUCUCCAAAAAGAGGAUGAUGUAAUAAACCAAGAAGCCAGAUGGAAUAGAGGAGAAAAGGGCAUGAAAGUCUGAAUUGUUUUUGGAAAAGACAGAGUAUGUUAAUACUUCUGGAGUUUCCUUAAAAUACACAAAAAAAUCUUGCAAAUUAUUUUUGUGACUUCGUAAGAUAUUGCAUUAUUCUUUCAACUGUUAGUGUUUGAACUGGCAAAAGAAGGGAUUGGCACUCAUCAUACAGUGUUAUUACUUAAAUACUGUGGGUGGUCUGAGAAAUUUUUGUAAACAGAUCUCAGUAUUGACAUUCCCUAGAAAAAUAGCUAUUUAAAUCCCAUUUGAAAAUGAGGACAGGAGAAGAAAGGAAUCAAAAUGAAUAAAUGUCAUUCAAUAAAAAUGUUAAUAGAAUCAAUACUUAUGUUGAGAUUAUGAAACAUUUUUAAUGUCGUUUUGUAAGAUACUGGCAUUAAACUACCUCUGACACAAUGUCUCCAGCAUUUAUUUUCUAAAAAGGCUGUGGUAGAUUAAUAG